AUGGAUUCAGAGGACGAUAUUAUAGUUUUGUCUCAGACAAUUUUUGGAUCCGAUGAAGAUCUUGUGGAUAAUUGUCCUACUGUUGAUUCCUCAGUGAGGAACAACGAUGAACGUGAGAAAUCUGAUUCACUCGGUGAAAUUCCGUUUACUAAAAGUUGUUUUUAUUUUUCGCUUUGUAUAUUCAGCUUCGACGCCAACAAGUCAACGAAGGGUGCGUCCAAGCUGCGACGAGAUCUCAUUAACUCAGAGAUCGCGAAUCUGCGAGACUUGCUUCCUUUGCCGUCCUCCACUCGACAGAGACUGUCCCAGCUUCAGUUGAUGGCUCUGGUCUGUGUCUACAUGAGAAAAGCUAAUUAUUUCCAGCAUGUAUUUCGUAAACAUGACCUGUUGGCCGAUCCCCACAUCCCUCACUUUGGAUUUUCUAAGGCUCUCAGCGGAUUCCUUAUGAUGAUGACGCAGAAUGGAAAACUGCUAUACAUAUCGGACAACGCUGCAGAAUAUCUGGGCCACUCCAUGGAAGACCUAUUGAUUCAUGGUGAUAGCGUGUAUGACAUCAUCGAAAAGCAGGAUCACCAGAGCAUCCAAACAGAGCUUAUGAGAAAUCCUAACCCUCUCAGUUUGAUUCCUGAUACUCGCAUGUUUCUUUGUCGUAUGAACGUCUCCAGAAAUGCUCGUAGACAGAUGAGAUUUGGAGACCAAAAGGUGGUGUUGGUUCAGGGUCACUUUGUCAGUUUUCUGCCGUUAUGUAGCCGUAAUGAGCCAGUGUUCUUAGCAAUUUGUACGCCAGUUGCAAUGCCAGAAACAAGAGAGUGUGUGGUGCAGGGAAGCACCUCAGUCUUUACGUCUAUUCACUCCAUGAACAUGAAAUUUAUGCAUAUCGAUAAAAACGGAGAGUUCUACUUAGGUUACAACAAGUCAAGCCUCCAAGGUGUGUCCUGGUACGAACUCGUACAUUGGGAUCAUUUAAGAGAAGCUCAGUCCAAACACAGGCUGAUCACGCAAUCCGAGCAGGAACGUUCUUGUAUAAUGUUACUCCGGCUUCAGACCACCACUGGGAGCUGGUUAUGGGUGCACGCUGUGCUACAGGUUAAAGACAGUUCAGAUAGCUCCCAACAGCCGGUCAUCGUCUGUACCAAUCAAGUCCUCAGCGAGAGAGAAGCUGCUGUAAUGCAGGUAAACAGCUGGCUCUAUCAAUUCUACUCCUUACAGUCCAAAAUGCAUUAUGGGAUUGGCUAUGAGACUCAUUCCACACGUCUUCCAAGUUACUAUCCUACCGUGAUGUCGUACCACCACUCUCCGCCAACAGAGGGCACACUUCCGCCAACACCUUAUCACAUUCACCACCACCCUGGAACUCCCUUGAACGGGUCCUCUCAACAUCCCGGUGUUCUCCAGUUUGGUUCAUCUUCCCACCAAAGCGGACUGCCCGUGCCUUAUUCCAGUAUUCCAGUUGGAACAGAUGGAUCCCUGAAAAGGGCACUCUCUCCUUGUAUCGAAGAAACUGAAAUAAAACCAAAAAUACAAAAUUUUAACAGGUCCUCUUUUCCUUAUUCAUCUUCUACUUUUAGCAAUGGAUUUGGAUUACCAGUCCAUGUUUCAGAAAUUAGUGCGAUGUCACCCCCAUCUGACUACUAUGGAAGCUCCCAAGUGCUUUUAACUGUCCCUUAUCACCACCUAGGAGGAAUUCAUACUCAGAAGCUCGUGACAGCGGAUGAGACAGUGACAGAUGUAGAACAGUCCUUAACUCCUACUAACACAGAUGAUGUGUCAAACAUGAUUUCUUCCAUUCAUUACCCUCGUGACGUCACUUCCUAUGUGCCAUCAGGAUCGACGAUCUCUGCCAUCCUUUCCGAAAGUACUAGAAUCCUCGCCGACAGUGCCGAAGACGUUUCUCGAUCCCUAAAAGACCUUCGACCUCUUUCAGACUUCCGUCCUCAUCAAAUAAUUAACAGUGACAGUGCUACGAAAACAUCGUCCAGAUUGGGCAGUGCUUUUUUUCCGCGUUUGAGAUAUAGCGUGGAGACUUGUCAUACUGGUAUGAUUGAUGCUAUUGCAAAAGACACAAAUUGCCGGAAAGCCUUUGGAGACAGGGCGUUUACUAAGCAUCCUCGAGUAGACAUUGGAAGAUUCUAUGAUCAUGAACAUUCCCUAAACUACCAGAACAGUUUCCAACUUGCGUAUGCAGCAGGUUGUGGGGAAUACCGUUCGUCCUUCCAGAUGCCAAAUCGGUCCAACUUUGCAGAUCGGCAAGGCCUCAAGAAUAUGAUGGAUCUGAAUCGAAACGGUUCACUGGUUCCUAUUGGCUCUCCUCUUGAAAAUUACCAUAACGGCAGCUCAGGUGGUCUUGCUCACUAUCACUUGUCAGACAGUGGUCUUUCCUCAUCUCCUCAGCAGUUAAGUAGCUCUAGUCUAGUCCACAGAAAAUACAACCACCACUCUCCAGGAAAUCUCUCGUCCAGUUUCGUCGAGAAUUGGAAGGAGCAGCCUCAAGGUCCUUCUUAAUAUAUCCUCUUCUCUUGACUGUGCUACUGUGAUUAUUAAUGAGCAGGACUGUAUAUAAUGUAUGACAUAUUGUCAGCAACAGUGUCAAUAGCAUUCCACCAAGCAUCAUGCCUAAGUAACUUUUUCAUGUUUCAUACUACUCCUGAACAAUGUGAUAAAACGCUAUUUAGAUCAAAUUAUGUUGAUGUAAUGCUCUCAUCAGUGUUCAAUAAUUUAUUUAUGUGUUAACAUUCUUAUUUGAUCAAAAAUUUGUGUUAUUGAUCAUGAUUAUCCUGGAACUAAGAAACUUUAUUGACAAUUUUUAAUUGUGAUUAAUCAACAAAUCUCCGGAGAAAGCAGCGUUUAAGUUAAUGAAUCCAUUCAUAUUUAAUGAUACGCCCCAGAAAAAAAAAUCUGUAAUAUUCCUCUCCAAUAAUUUGAUACAGACUUCAAUUAGAAGUUUCCAUUAACGUUUUCUUUCUACUAUAUGGCAUUUAACCACGAAUCGCUAUAUACAUAUUGGAACUGUGAUUUUUACUUUCUCUCGUUAUAUUCAUACUCACAAAAAUAAAAUUAUAUAUAUAUUUCUUUGCAAUA
Limulus polyphemus (Atlantic horseshoe crab) is the source of this 3078-nucleotide messenger RNA. RefSeq names its product neuronal PAS domain-containing protein 4A-like (gene dysf). The record is from RefSeq and is a predicted model, not a curated record. Bases 1 to 2502 code for a protein of 833 amino acids. Gene Ontology annotation, molecular function: RNA polymerase II transcription regulatory region sequence-specific DNA binding; protein dimerization activity; DNA-binding transcription factor activity, RNA polymerase II-specific. The transcript has 10 exons. Lineage: Eukaryota; Metazoa; Arthropoda; Merostomata; Xiphosura; Limulidae. Gene Ontology annotation, biological process: regulation of transcription by RNA polymerase II.